This is a messenger RNA of Mitosporidium daphniae, 1218 nucleotides long. Its product is annotated as branched-chain-amino-acid aminotransferase. The coding region runs from base 1 to 1218 and encodes 405 amino acids. Gene Ontology annotation, cellular component: mitochondrion. The record is from RefSeq and is a predicted model, not a curated record. The transcript has 4 exons. Gene Ontology annotation, biological process: L-valine biosynthetic process; L-leucine biosynthetic process. Lineage: Eukaryota; Fungi; Microsporidia. Gene Ontology annotation, molecular function: branched-chain-amino-acid:2-oxoglutarate transaminase activity.
AUGGAAGAUAUUUUAAAGGCUCAAGGAAAUACGGUCAUGCAAGAAAACCCAUUAUCUCCCCUGUUGGUUUCCAUCACCAAGAGGAAAAUUCCUAAGCAAAAAGUUCCGAAAGAAAAAUUGGCUUUUGGAGGUGCAUUUACUGACCACAUGCUGGUAAUUGAUUGGGUAGGUCCGGCUAUUUCUGGAAAAACCGAUUCCCUCAACCAACCGAUCCCGUCAUUUUCUGGCUGGGGGCAACCGAGAAUCCUUCCUUAUGGCCCUCUGGAGCUUUCUCCUUCGUGCAAUGUAUUCCAUUAUGGUGUUGAGGUUUUUGAGGGAAUGAAGGCGUAUAAGGGGAAAGAUAGAACAAUUCGGCUUUUUCGUCCAUUGGAGAAUAUGAAGAGGCUCCUCGGUUCUGCUAGGCGCAUAACUUUACCAGAAUUUGACAUAAUGGAGAUGCUUGAAGCUAUCAAGAAGCUGGUGCUCCUCGAUUCAAAUUGGAUUCCAGAAGGCCGUGGAUAUUCUCUUUACAUAAGGCCUACCAUCAUUAGUACUCAAGAUACUCUUGGUGUGGGAACCACAAAUAGAGCGCUAGCGUUUGCCAUAUGCUCACCAGUUGGGCCAUAUUACUCUACUGGCUUCAAAGCAGUUUCCCUGAAAGCAGAGACCGAUUUUGUCAGGGCCAACUAUGCGCCCGGUAUUUUUCCUCAGCUAUUGGCAAACACUGAAGGCUUCCAACAAGUGCUUUGGAUGAUGGGAAAGGAUGAAAUGCAGGUCAUGGAAGUUGGUACAAUGAAUUUGUUCUGCUUUUGGGUAAAUGGGGAGAAAGGAACCUUAGAGCUAGUCACCCCCAUUUUAGAUGGCACUAUCCUACCUGGAAUCACUCGAAGCUCAAUCAUUGAGCUUGUCAAAUCGAUGCCCAAGAUACUUGGUCAAGGAGACUCGAUUUAUGUUGUCGAACGCCCCCUAUACAUGCGCGAAAUAUCAAUGGCAGUUAAAGACGGACGAAUGAGGGAGAUGUUUGGUUCUGGGACCGCUGCAAUUAUCUCGCCCAUAAAGAGCAUCUCUUGGCUAAAUCCGGCGACCGAGUCCCAUGAGCUUCUUACUCUUCCGCUUGAUCCAAUGGACCCAAGCCAGGAAUCUGGGCCACUUGCAAGGGCGCUGUUGAAGACCAUCUAUGAUAUCCAAUAUGGCGACCUCCAAUUCAAGGACUGGUCUGUUGUGAUUGGAAAUUACUAA